This is a messenger RNA of Gadus macrocephalus (Pacific cod), 1293 nucleotides long. Its product is annotated as lymphocyte expansion molecule-like. The coding region runs from base 144 to 1175 and encodes 343 amino acids. The record is from RefSeq and is a predicted model, not a curated record. The transcript has 9 exons. NCBI's taxonomy places the organism in Eukaryota, Metazoa, Chordata, Actinopteri, Gadiformes, Gadidae.
AACAGACAGUAACCAGACGGCUGAUCGGUUUCCAUGCGCGUGCGAUGCAUGUGCGGUAUUGGAUCUCGGGUUCGCGACUCGCGUUAGUGUUGCCGUGGUGACAAGUAUUUUUUUAACAUUUGUGAGACGGGUGAGGAAAGGAGAUGACAAGCCUCAGUCCCGUAGCGUAUGAUGUGCACGGUGGGGACUUCAGUGCACGAGCAGUGGCCCAGCGGGCCAAAAGUCCAGGCUGGAACAGAGAACUGAUGAUGGCCAAGGAAGCACGGACGCCCUGUUUCCUUUACAGGGAGGCCUGGUCGACCCAACAGUUCCUGAAAACCAAAGUUGGUCCCGGAACGUAUGAGAGCACAGACUUCAUCAAGGAGCUAGCCAGGAAGCCAGGUAGUGCCCGGGGCGUUUGUGCCAGUCUGGACAGCAGGUUCCGGGAGGUACAGAGUUGUACCCCAGGUCCCGGGAACUAUGGGCAAGGGGGGGUCCCGGGGGCAGCUCUGGAGGCCAUGUCUGCACGGUCAGCCGGGGGCGUUCUGAUGAAACACAGUUCUGGAUGGAAGCGCUGCUCUGAGGAGACCAAAUACUGUGGGCCGAGUCCCUGCACGUACGUGUUGAAGAGCAGUGUUGACAUCCUGCUGGGCAAGCGUACCGGCGUUAGAGGACCGUACGAUCUGUUCACCGGACAGCGAGACGCACCGGUAGCGGCUGGCUUCUUUGCUGUGCCGAAGCAUGCAGUGGGGGCCGCCUCCACCGAGCGUGACUUGGAGGGUUUCUGCGAUGCGUUGAACCGUCCAGAGAGGAGAAAGCACGGCGUGUUCAGCUCAGUGGCGCGUCACCCGUCUGUGCCCUCGGAGCGGAUAUACCACAGCACCCUGGCCCAGUGGCCCCGCGCCACGGGAUUACCGGGACCUGGGUACUAUGAAGUGGGGUAUCCGGGACGUCCGCUGAAUCACAAACCACCUCCCUUCUUCUCGUCCUCGCCACGACGCUCUAAGCAGCAGGAAAGGCCGCUGACGGGAUGCGAUAGUGGUGUUGGUCCCGGAGGUUACAACUUGGACUUUAAAGAGGGGAAGAGAUUUAGAAGCCCCACGUCUGCUUUCAAAUCAUCCACACCGAGAUUCCCCUCUCAGCCCCUCAGGGCCAGACACACGCAAGAGAAGCUACGGCCGGGGAAUCCUCCUUAAAUGUAUUGAAGUACAUUUAAGGUUUCUUUAAUUAUUUUAUUCCAAAAUAAUUAAGAAUGUCAUCCAGGAGAAGGCUAUUUAUUGUAAAAUGUGAAUUUAUUAAAAGCUUGAAUCGAAA